Molecule: messenger RNA, 4083 nt
Organism: Zeugodacus cucurbitae (melon fly)
Lineage: Eukaryota; Metazoa; Arthropoda; Insecta; Diptera; Tephritidae
Product: neural cell adhesion molecule 1
Exons: 8
Coding region: 682-2124 (480 amino acids)
Biological process (GO): axon guidance; dendrite self-avoidance; homophilic cell-cell adhesion
Cellular component (GO): plasma membrane; axon
Molecular function (GO): cell-cell adhesion mediator activity
Source: RefSeq, a predicted model, not a curated record
AAAGGAUACGACAGGAUGCGAAGUAACUUCAGUGCAAUUUCUGAUACAGCCGAGAUUCGAACGCGCUCCGCUGACAGCAGUGAAUGCCACAACGGUGCAAGAAACUAUACUAAUCUGAUAAAGAAGAAAGCAAACAAAAAGUAUAUUAAACAGGCUUAACUAUAAAUACCCAUAAAAGUGUUUAAAUUAACAUACAAUUAGGCUAAGCAAACAUCAUUAAAAUAUUGCAACAACUAAACAGAGAUAAUAACGGCUAAUACUAUACAAAGAAAAACAUUUCCUCACUUCUCCACAUUAAUGCCGCCGUAGUGCGAUACGCAACAUAUAAAAUGGAUUUAAUUACCCAUAAAGGAUUACGUUAACAUUAAAAGGGAUAAUUUAGCAGCACAUCAGCGGCGACCAUACACUGUUACUCUGACAGCAACAGCAGACGUCAACGUCGUAUACAGUUACGCAUGAGUUUAGUGGAUUACUAGCAGUACAUUCAAUGUGACAGCAACAGCAACAGCAACAGCAACAGCAACAACAACCAGCUAACUAACAACGCACAUAAAAUAAGUGGCUUAAAUAACAUUAUAAAGGGCUCUCGUGCGUGUGUGUGCCUGUGCGCCUGUGUGUUUGCGUCUGUGUAUGCGUUUGACGUGCUAACAAAACAGCAAACCACAACAAUACGAAUUCGCAAUGGAUUUAUUAUUUCUAUUACAUUUACUCAUUCUACUCGUCAGUCAAAAUGUUGCUGUGCUCGGCCAAUUGGAUAGCAGUUGGCUAACCUUGGCACCCUCAACACCGUCUAUUACACAUUUUGUAAAUGAUUCCUUCAUUAUAUUCUGUAAAACAGUACAAAAGGAUGCGAAUGCGAAAUGGAAAGACCCCAAAGGGGUGCCCAGGGAAAAUACAAAAGGGCGUGUGCAUAUCGAAAAUAAAACUGGAUUUUUGGCGUUGGUCUUCGAGCACAUUGCGCUGACGGACAAGGGCAACUGGACGUGUGAAGCAACGUUGACUAACAACAACAACAACAACAACAAUGAGGCCACAUCAUCGGCAGCAUCAACGCCGGAUGCUGGCAGCACCGCAACAGUGGCCAGCAGCGGUGAGGCGAGGAAGUCUUUUGAGCUGCUCGUAAAUCAGAAAAUCUCCUUUGACAAAACGGAGCUGGUGCAGUCAGCGGGUGAGGGUCGUGACGCCACGGUCAAGUGUUUUGCUAAAGGUGAUCCCCGUCCGGAAGUGUCCUGGCUAUACAAUGGCGGUUAUAUAAACACCGUCAAUUCGACCAAAUAUAAAAAACUCUCCGAUGGACUCUUCAUUAAGAAUGUACAGCAAUCGGAUGCUGGUGAGUACACGUGUCGUGCAAUGAGAAUCACACCAACUUUUGCGGAUACCGAACAAAUUACGAUUCUACUGAGGAUACAACAUAAGCCCCAUUGGUUCGAUAAUGACACUUCAUUGGUGCAAUAUGCAUAUAUCGGCGGUAUGGUGAAUAUUUCAUGCGAUGCAAUGGGUGAGCCGCCACCCUCGUUCACCUGGGUGCAUGAGGGGCGUGCCAUUACCGGACGUAAUUAUCGCCUUUUCUAUGCCGAUUACGGUUCAACGCUACAGAUACAUGUCCGAAAUGAGACACAACUCGGCGAUUAUAAGUGCAAAGUUGCCAAUCCGUUGGGUAUGUUGGAGCGCAUAGUUAAACUGCGUAAGGGUCAGAAACCGAGCGGACCGACACGUUUCCAAUUGCUGCGCGCAUUCAUCGAUGGCUUCGACCUCGACAUCAGAUCGGUGAAAUAUUCGAAUAUGGAGGAGAUUAUGCGUACGUACGGCUAUCGUGUGCAAUAUAUGAGUGAGAGUGAUUUUAAGCAUAGCGCGGGCAAUUGGAGUUAUGCCAAACAUAAGGAUUUCAACUUGCAACGUGGUGGACGCUUUGUGCUCGACGGUUUGGACCGCAACACCACGUAUUUGGUACGUGCCGCAACGCGCAAUCUAGCUGGUCUUAGUGAUUGGAGUACGGUGAAAAUUUUCGCAACACUAACAAAUUUCGCACGAAGAACCGUUACGUAUAUUAUCUGGCAAACAUGUUUAGUAGUUGGCUUAGGAUACUCACUUAGUGAAUAUGUCAAAUUUAGUGCGUAUAUUUAAGUUUGUAGCAACAUGGACUACAACUAAUACAUACAUAUGUACGUGUAUGUAGUUGAUUGUGUAUUUGUAUAUGUGAUUGAGCACAUACAUACAUACAUACAUCCAUAUAAAGUAAGUCACUCUAACAAUUCAUGCCUUCCUCUCUCCUAUUUCCCCACUCUCCCCCAAAUGCUUUACUUGUUCCUUAGCAAAUUAUUGGUAAAAUACAUACAUACAUAUAUUAUAUGUGUGGUGGUAAUAGGUAGGGCCUAUAGUGAGGUGCGAUCUCUGUUAAAUAGUUAUUUGAUACACACUACUACAUGCAUUGUUGUUGAAUGUUUACGAUUAUUAAAAUUUAGUACGAGUAUGUACAUGCAGUUGUGUGUGUAGUUAAUUCUGUUAUAUUUUUAUGUACCUGAUUUGUUUUGAAUACAGACUCUGCAUAUGUACUUACAUACAUAUAAUGAGUUGGAAAUGCACCUUGAACAUUUUUAGAAAAUUACACUGCUUUUAGAUUCUGUGAUAUUUAAAAAAAAUAAAUCGCAAAUUUUGUUAUUAUUGUUUUUGCGAAUCCCGAAAUUUCGAAAUUCUAUAAAAAUUUCGAGAUUAUUUUUGCAAAUAUGAGAGGUUAUAAAAAUUUUAUUUUAUUUAUUUAUUUUUUAAUUCAGAAAUUUCGGGAUUGUGAAAUAUUUCUUUCGUGGUCCCCCGACUUGUUUGUUUUUUUAGAAAUAUUCAAAGCCAAAAAAAUUUUAACUUUUGCAUUUUCAUUAUCAUUUAUUCUUUGUAAUAACUUCUACGGUUACUCCUGACCUUGCAUGAUCCCGAUUUUUUCUUUUACAGUUUUUCAAAGUUUAAAAUUAUUAUAAAUUUUAUAUUUGAAAAGAAAUUAAAUAUUUAAAUCUUUUUAUUUAUACUAGCCAACUUUUAUUUUUCAUAUCGAAAAUUUUGUGUUAUAAAAUUUUGUGUUUUGUGUUAUAAAAUAUUAUUGUCGGGAACCCUAUAUUUUCCUUUAAGGGGUUAGGGAUAGUCAGGAAUUUCAAAAAAUCAUUUUUUUGUUUUUUGCAAUUUCGUUAAGUGGUAUAUCAAAAAAAGUAUCCUCUGAAAAUUUGAAGUUGAUCCGAUAAUUACUUUUCGAGUUAUUCGACAAAUAACAAAGAACGUCCAGGCACUCCAACACGAUAGUAUGAAACUUUAAAUGCGUUUAUCUCAAAACUAUGAUUUUUGAACUGGUGGCAGCUGUAACUCGAUAACCGCUCAGUAGAUUUUAAUAAAAUUCAUACAGCUUUUAGAAUAAGAUAUAAUAAACUCAGGCCUGAUCGAAGGAUUUUUCUUCAAAAAUUUCGAAUUUUUAAGAUCAAUUAACUGUUGAUUUUUUCACGAAAAUCUUGAAAAAAAUUUCCUGAGGCCGCCAAUUAACUGUUGAUUUUUUUCGCGAAAAUCUAAAAAAAAAAUUUCCUGAGGCCGCCAUUUUUCUAACUUUUGAAGAAAAAGCUUAGAUCAGGCCCAGGAUUAUCUAUUUAUAAAACUACUUUUUUUUUAUCCGAUUGAUUUUAAAUGAAUCUCCAAGGACUUAUGAUUAUCACCGCAAGUACCUUUUUUUGAAACUGGGUCAACACAGACAGAGCUAUAACUUUGGAAAUUAUAAAUUUUAUUUUUUAAAUUUUCGUGACUUCGAGUCGAAACAUUUUUUAAUAACGCCAUAUUACUACUUUUGUAAAAUAAAUUGAUUUAAUAGCAAAAAAAAAUUACUGAAAAUUCUAAUUUUUCCUAUCUCUGACUACCCCUAACCCCUUAACAAUUCAAUAGGGACGCUACAAAAGUAGACCGAUAGGGACAGCGAACGACGCCAUAUUUUUUUCUUUUGCCAUUUCUAUUCAGUAAUGUGUGCCAUUUCAUCAUGGAUACGAUCCAACAACGAGUUGAAAUUAUAAAAAAAUUACUACCGAAAUUUGAAGUCAGUGGCGUUAUUAGUCAGGAUCC